This is a messenger RNA of Durusdinium trenchii, 1036 nucleotides long. The record is from the annotation of a GenBank genome assembly. NCBI's taxonomy places the organism in Eukaryota, Dinophyceae, Suessiales, Symbiodiniaceae.
GAUCGACUUUCAUUUGCUCUGUAGAGUCACUGCAUGUCACUUCUGACUCCGCACUCUCAUGGUUCCCUGAUUCUAGUCACACUGGUUUCAAAAAUGCGCGGAGAGAAUCGUAUCCUGGGAAGCACCAAAAUCUCUCAGACUGUGGAAGAGCUGGCUUACGGACUUCCAGAAGUCCAGCUACACUACGACCAUGCGGGAGAGCGCGGAAUUCUCACAAAAUCGAUGGAUAGCAGUGAUGAAAGCCUGCCGAAGCUCUUCAUCUUUGACCUGGAUCAGACCCUGUGGGCCUUCGACGCAGCGCAGCCGCGCUACGCGGGGCCCCACCUCGUCGCGCGACACGGGGUGGAAGGAGUGCAAUGCCAGGCGGCGGUGGCUAAACCCUUCAAGGAAGCUGCAGAAAUCGAGCUUUGGCAGAUCUGGCGUCCAGGCGCGGAUCGCCGUGGCUUCGGCGAACAGUCAGGAGAAAGUUUGCGCAGCCUUGCUGCAACACAUGGGCUUUCUCCAGGAUCCAGGUGAGGCUGGAGGAAUUGAACGUGCCCUGCUGGCCAUCGCGCCGGGCAGCAAGACGGGCCACUUCCAGCGGAUCGCGAAAGCCUCAGGUGUGGAUUUCUCGGAGAUGCUUUUCUUCGACGACCGGGCCAUGAACGUGCGGGCAGCCGAGAAGUUGGGCAUCGUGGCGCAACAGGUCUCCUCUUUAGACGGCCUCACCUGGGCUCAGUUCCAUGCGGGUCUGCGGGCCUGGCGUUCACAGAGGCGUUCCAGCCGGGUGUUGGCGCAGUGGAUGAAAGCCCCCAAAGGUCCCGGUCCUGGUCCUCCUCCGGCGAGUGGUUUGGGCGACCAGUUGAUAGAUUUGGUGGACGAAGAUCCUUCAGAAGCUGCCAAAGAACCAGCAGAUCCUGAAGGUCCGGAGGUCAUCGAUUUGUGCGAGUGAUCCAAAAGCCCGCAGUGGAUCGUGCACUUUGCUGCCAAGUGUGAGUUCUUUUGGGGGAUGGUCCUGAGAUUUCCGACAUGUCGAUACAAGAGGCUUCACCUUGCA